Nicotiana tabacum (common tobacco) is the source of this 378-nucleotide messenger RNA. RefSeq names its product auxin-responsive protein SAUR68-like. The record is from RefSeq and is a predicted model, not a curated record. Lineage: Eukaryota; Viridiplantae; Streptophyta; Magnoliopsida; Solanales; Solanaceae. Gene Ontology annotation, biological process: response to auxin.
AUGACGAUGAUCAGUGCUAAGAAACUCAUUAAGAUGGCCAGGAGAUGGCAAAAGUUUGCGGCCAAGCAGAGGAAGAGGAUUGUAUUUCCAAGAAAUGGUAGUGAUACAGACAGUAGUAGUAGUACAUCUUCAUCUUCUAUAGCCGGGAAAAGUCAUUUUCUAGUCUAUACAAUUGAUCAAAGGCGCUACGUAAUUCCAUUGGCUUAUCUUGAAAAUGAGGUUAUUAGGCAACUUUUAAACAUGUCCGAAGAAGAGUUUGGGCUACCGAGUGGCGGCCCUAUUACAUUACCCUGUGACUCAGACUUCAUGGACUACAUCGUUUCACUAAUCAAGAAAGGUGUAGCUGCUGCAGAUCUUCACAAAGCAUUGCUCCUUUGA